UGGGGAGCCGGAGGUUGGGCCGCAGUUACCGCCCCGUCGGCUCCCGGUCCUUGGCCCCUCAGCGGCAUGGCGUGCGGGGCGACGCUGAAGAGGCCCGUGGAGUUCGAGGCGGCGCUGCUGAGCCCCGGUUCCCCGAAGCGGCGGCGCUGCGCCCCUCUCCCCGGCCCCACUCCGGGCCUCAGGCCCCCGGGCGCCGAGCCGCCACCACCGCCGCUUCAGACACAGACCCCACAGCCGACUAUGCCGCAGCCCGCCCCGCCCGGCAGCGAGCGGCGCCUUCCAACUCCGGAGCAAAUUUUUCAGAACAUUAAACAAGAAUAUAGUCGUUAUCAGAGGUGGAGACAUUUAGAAGUUGUUCUCAAUCAGAGUGAAGCUUGUGCUUCGGAAAGUCAACCUCACUCCUCAGCACUCACAGCACCUAGUUCUCCAGGUACCUCCUGGAUGAAGAAGGACCAGCCCACCUUUACCCUCCGACAAGUUGGAAUAAUAUGUGAGCGUCUCUUAAAAGACUAUGAAGAUAAGAUUCGGGAGGAGUAUGAGCAAAUCCUCAAUACCAAACUAGCAGAACAAUAUGAAUCUUUUGUGAAAUUCACACAUGAUCAGAUUAUGCGACGGUAUGGGACAAGGCCAACAAGCUAUGUGUCCUGAAGCUUUGUUGCAUAACUGGGUACCAGGUUUGACCUCAAGAGAUGGCUGCUGUACACUUUUUGCAACUGGUUUGAUACCACAUUUCAGCUCCAAUUUUUCAUCCUGAGAACACUUAAACGUUUCUGCAGGUCCAUUUUAUACAACUUGAAAGACCUUAAAACUUUCUGGUUGCCACAAGCAUAUCUUUCUUUUCUGCUCAUCCAAUAAAUAGCUGUGCC
Molecule: messenger RNA, 866 nt
Organism: Lemur catta (Ring-tailed lemur)
Lineage: Eukaryota; Metazoa; Chordata; Mammalia; Primates; Lemuridae
Product: akirin-1-like
Exons: 1
Coding region: 67-648 (193 amino acids)
Biological process (GO): myoblast migration involved in skeletal muscle regeneration; positive regulation of myoblast differentiation; positive regulation of macrophage chemotaxis
Cellular component (GO): chromatin; nucleus
Molecular function (GO): transcription coregulator activity
Source: RefSeq, a predicted model, not a curated record